Penicillium oxalicum is the source of this 3066-nucleotide messenger RNA. It is a transcript of the gene spt16, whose product is annotated as chromatin-remodeling protein SPT16. The record is from RefSeq and is a predicted model, not a curated record. Gene Ontology annotation, molecular function: nucleosome binding. NCBI's taxonomy places the organism in Eukaryota, Fungi, Ascomycota, Eurotiomycetes, Eurotiales, Aspergillaceae. Gene Ontology annotation, biological process: transcription elongation by RNA polymerase II; positive regulation of transcription elongation by RNA polymerase II. The transcript is spliced from 6 exons. Bases 1 to 3066 code for a protein of 1021 amino acids. Gene Ontology annotation, cellular component: FACT complex.
AUGGCUGACAAGAUUUCGAUCGACAAGAAAACUUUCUUCAACCACCUUUCAAACUUUUACGCAUCAUGGAAGGCCGACAAGCGAUCCGGAAAUGCGCUCUUUGGUGGCGCCGAGUCGAUUGUCAUCCUCAUGGGCAAGACCAAGAGUGAUGAGAGCUCCUUCCAGAAGAACAAUGCCAUGCAUUUCUGGCUCCUUGGCUACGAAUUUCCGGCAACCCUCUUUGUCCUUACGACCGAGGCCAUCUACGUGGUUACCACGGCUAAGAAAGCUGAGCUUCUUGAGCCUCUGAAGAAUGGAAAGAUUCCAGUCGAGCUUCUGGUGACGACGAAGGACCCGGAAACGAAAACAAAAGCAUUUGAGAAGUGUAUCGAUGUCAUUAAGGGCGCCGGUAAAAAAGUCGGAACGUUGCCCAAAGAUACCACGACCGGUCCCUUCGCCGAUGAUUGGAAGCGAGCAUUUUCGGAGAUUUCAAAAGAUGUGGAGGAAGUCGACAUCACACCAGCUCUUUCCAGUGCGUUUGCAAUCAAGGAUCCGGAAGAGCUUGUCUCGAUCCGCAACGCCUCCCGUGCCUGCAGCGGCUUGAUGUCUGAGUACUUUGUGGACGAGAUGUCGCGGCUCCUUGACGAGGAAAAGCAAAUCACUCACAAAGCCCUCGCAGCGAAGGUGGAUGCAAAGAUCGAUGAUGCUAAGUUUUUCAACAAACUCGCACGGCUGCCGUCAGAAUUUGAUCCCGAGCAGAUCGACUGGGCGUACGGGCCGGUGGUGCAGAGUGGAGGCGCCUAUGACCUGAAGCUCACAGCGACCUCGGACGGCAACAACUUGAAGCCUGGCAUCAUCCUGUCCAGUUUCGGUAUUCGCUACAAGACAUAUAACUCGCUCAUCGCACGUACCUAUCUGGUGGAUCCCAGCAAGUCGCAGGAGGCCAAUUACGCUUUCCUCCUCAAUCUCCACGAUGCGAUCAUGAAGGAGAUCCGUGACGGUGUUGUGGCCAAGGAGCUCUACAACAAGGCUCUGAGCUUAGUUCGGUCGAAGAAGCCUGAGCUGGAGAACCACCUCACGAAGAAUGUUGGUGCCGCUAUUGGUAUUGAGCUUCGUGAUUCGAACAUGGUCCUCAAUGCGAAGAACAACCGAGUCCUGAAGAAUGGCAUGACUUUGGCCAUCACCGUAGGCCUGACGGAUGUGAAGGAUACCGAUUCCAAGUCCAAGGGUAACGACGUCUACUCUAUGGUCAUUACAGACACCGUGCGUGUUGGUGAAAGUGGACCCCAUAUUUUCACCAAGGAUGCUGGAAUUGAUAUGGAUUCCGUGUCGUUCUACUUCGGCGACGAGGAAGAGCCCGAGAAGCCCGUCAAGGAGAAGAAGGAGGUGAAGUCUAGUGCUAUUGCCAGUCGAAAUGUCACACGGACGAAGCUGCGUGCCGAGCGGCCCACUCAGAUCAACGAAGGUGCCGAGGCGCGUCGCCGGGAACAUCAGAAGGAGCUUGCCAACAAGAAGACCAAAGAAGGUUUGGACCGGUUUGCGGGCACCACUGGAGAUGAUAAUGGGGUUGCACAGAAGAAGUUCAAGCGUUUCGAGUCUUACAAGCGGGACAACCAGCUGCCCCCCAAGGUUAAGGAUCUGACCAUUUAUGUUGACCACAAGGCCUCAACGGUCAUUGUUCCGAUUAUGGGCAGACCGGUUCCCUUCCACAUCAACACGAUCAAGAAUGCAAGCAAGAGUGACGAGGGCGAGUAUGCAUAUCUCCGCAUCAACUUCCUGUCUCCUGGACAGGGUGUUGGUCGUAAGGACGAUCAGCCUUUUGAGGAUCCGUCUGCCCACUUUGUGCGCAACUUGACCCUACGAUCCAAGGACAAUGAUCGACUGGCUCAAGUGGCACAGGAUAUCACUGAGCUUCGGAAAAACGCCUUGCGAAGGGAGCAGGAGAAGAAGGAGUUGGAGGACGUGGUUGAGCAGGACAAGCUGGUUGAAAUCAGGAAUCGACGCCCUGUGAAGCUGCCGGAUGUUUACCUGCGUCCCCCCUUGGACGGAAAGCGUGUUCCUGGAGAAGUUGAGAUUCACCAGAACGGUCUUCGGUACAUGUCACCGUUCCGCAGUGAGCACGUGGACGUGCUCUUCAGCAACGUGAAGCAUCUCUUCUUCCAACCGUGUGCUCACGAAUUGAUUGUCCUCAUCCACGUCCAUCUCAAGACCCCGAUUAUGAUUGGUAAGCGUAAGACGCGCGAUGUUCAGUUCUACCGCGAGGCCACCGAGAUGCAAUUCGAUGAAACCGGAAACCGACGCCGCAAGCACCGUUAUGGUGAUGAGGAAGAAUUUGAGGCCGAGCAAGAAGAGCGACGACGACGAGCUGCGCUGGAUCGCGAGUUCAAGGCGUUUGCCGAGAAGAUUGCGGAUGCUGGCAAGGAUGAAGGUGUGGACGUUGAUAUUCCUUUCCGAGAGAUCGGAUUCACAGGUGUUCCCAACCGUUCCAACGUGCUGAUCCAGCCCACUACCGAUGCCCUUGUUCAGCUCACGGAGCCACCGUUCAUGGUGAUCACACUUAAUGAAAUUGAAAUUGCUCACUUGGAGCGUGUGCAGUUCGGCCUCAAAAACUUCGAUUUGGUCUUCGUCUUUAAGGACUUCCACCGGGCUCCCGUCCACGUGAACACGAUCCCCGUUGAGGCCCUUGAAGGUGUCAAGGAUUGGCUCGACUCGGUCGAUAUCCCUUACACCGAGGGUCCUCUGAACCUGAACUGGACCACGAUCAUGAAGACCGUGGUCAGCGAUCCGUACGGGUUCUUCGCCGACGGAGGCUGGUCAUUCCUGGCUGCCGAGUCGGACUCUGAGGGUUCCGACGAAGAGGAAGAGUCCGCAUUCGAGCUCUCCGAGUCUGAGCUCGCCGCCGAUGAGAGUUCCGAGGAGGACAGCGAAUAUGACGAAGACGCUAGUGCCGACGGAAGCGAUGAAGAAUUCAGCGGCGAGGAUGAGGAGAGUGGCGAGGAUUGGGACGAGCUAGAGAAGAAGGCUAAGCGCCAGGAUAAAGAGGCUCGCAUGGAGGAUGAUGACCGUGGUACCAAGCGGAAGCGUUAG